Messenger RNA from Staurois parvus, 292 nucleotides. The record is from the annotation of a GenBank genome assembly. Lineage: Eukaryota; Metazoa; Chordata; Amphibia; Anura; Ranidae.
CCUUCACUGGCGAUCUGUAUUCUCCCUCCAAAUUCUCCAGCCCAGACUGACCAUUUGGAAACUCAGGCACUGCCCGAGGGCCCGGGGUCAGUAGGGGGCCCCAUGAGAUGCCCCUGGUACCUUUUUCAUAGGCUUUUUUGAGUAUGGGCAAGGACACAGGGGCCCCAUGAACCCAUAUUGCCCGGGGGCCCCAUGAGUUGUGAGUCCGCCCCUGAUUGUAAGCUGCAAUAAGUUAAAUUUUUGGUUUUGGUGCAUUCUAUAUUAUCAUGCAGGCUCCACCUCCACAACAUCU